AUGUCCCACCCACGGGACAGACAAACACGGUCGGUCACACCACCCCCACGGCACCGCGAGCCGUCGCCGAACACCGACGAAUCUCCCAGCACCCUUGACCACCCAAACCACAGUCCCUCCCAGGGACUUGAGGGCGGUGACCAAGCCAGAAGACACCACACCGUGAUGCAAACGGCCAUCCACCAUCCCCAGCCAGCCUUAUACAGUCACCAGCCGUGGGGCCCGCCCCCUGCGUACCCCCCAGGCCACCCGUCGGCAAACAACGGCCCCCUGGGCUACUACCCGUCGUCACACAACGCCUACCAGCCUCCGACAUACAACGCCCAGCAGCCGUGGAGCACAGCCCCCGCGUACCCUCCAGGCUACGAGCCGUGGGCAAACAACGCCAACCACGCGCCAGCGCCUCGGGACCCAUCGCCGCCACCUGCCCACCUGCCCCGCCAGCCUGGUCAUUCACCGCCAGCCACGCCGCCGUCCCCUCCACUUCGUCUUCGACCCGUCGAUCGCCACCGACCUGACAACCCCGACACUCACUGGAGAGGCCAUUGGGCCAGGAGGGCGCGGCGCAUGGGGUCUGACCGCCGCACGUGGACCAGGGAAGAAGAACAACAAGACACACAAGCACAACAGGAACCACGACGACAUCAAGGUCGCAGCCGUGGGCAAGGCCGCAGUCGUGACCGCAAUCGUGGUCGUGGUCGUGGUCGAGGUCGAGGUCGUGCAGGAAGGAACAUGCACAACGAGGCUUGGCAAGGCCAAGGCCCACAACCACCUCCCUUGGCGGACAUCUUUGGGGAAAACUCCAUGACCGACGCCGACUUCAGCCAGCCCACACUAGGCCCUCGGGGACAACACGAAGACGUAGAAGAGGUCUUCAGGUUCGGCAUGUUCGGGCAACGUGAUUCCUUUACGGGCGACCGAACCACCAACGGUGACCGUCGCCGGGACCCCGCCACCACUCCCUCUGCAGAUGGCACUGCUCACUCUGCGCCCCAAACCAACAGCCCUCCUGGUUCCCCAACACAGAACGGGGAAAGCAGUGCCAGUCCAUCCUCGGCCACACCAUCCCCUGCCGAACCCAACUCCCCCGGUGCACAUGUCAAUGGUAUAGAGUCCGCUCACACACGCUCUGCUUUUUCCCCAGUCAGGCAAACGAUUCCUGACCCGGACUCGGUGGUCGUCGAAAUCCCUCGCACACGCUCUGCUUUUUCCCCAACCAGACCAACGCCUCCUGACCCGGACUCGGUGGUCGUCGAAAUCCCCCGCACACGCUCUACUUGGUCCCCAACCAGACCAACGCCUGCUGACCCGGACUCGGUCAUCAUAAUCCCUCACAAUCCAGACAGACCCCGCCGAGGGGCCGGAGUGCGAAGAAAUCCAGCCUCCUCGUGGGCAAGGGAACACCCGCAUCUCACCCUGUGGGAGAUGCUCGCCUACCACAAUGCCAGAGCGUGGCUUGCGAACGCCGCGGCAUACCGCGCCGCUGUAGAGCAGGGAACCCGUGCUGAACCAUGGCUCGACGCAGAGCUCAACCCCGCUAGAAGGGAUAGGUCAGCCCUCUACCGGAAUUUCCUCGACCCCAGCCAGGACCAAACAACGAUCCAGGAUCGGAUCGACGAGUACACAGACGUGUUGCGCACACUGUCACCGGCCCGACACAAUGUGUACUGGGACACGACGUCGGGGCGGUGCUUCCGGAGACUACCGCUGGCGGUGACAAACCCAAGGAAUUGCUGGCUGACCCGCUACUUCAAUAACGAAGGGGUAACACUCAACUGCCCUUGCCAGAACGAGGAGGGUCCCGACAACCAGAGUGACUGCCCUUACAAGAACGCGGAGAAUCUCGACAACGACGGGAACUGUCCUUGCGUCGCGAUGUUACACACCAACCAUGUCCACCCGUCGGAUUCUGAUCCUCAGUUGACGUUGCCAACCGAAAGCACCGACCGCGAGGAGCUUAACCACCGGCGUCGUACGGCGUGGAAGAAGGUCGAGGGGGUGAUUCCUCCACCGGCCUCAGCCGGAGAGUCGGCCAUCCGCACCCUCAUCGACCACAUGAAGAUGUCCGCGUCUAUACCAGACGACGCCCUCGACGCCCUCAAGGCCGGCAUAACUAGCCAGGAGGCCGAGGAGUUGGACCACUGGAACCUUGGCCUCGACCCCAAAAGCGAGAAGACCUGGCUCAUGACACACUACCCAAGCUGCCCCGGCGUCCCCUUUGGCGGGGCCCCAAUGUGCGUCGAGAGCUUACACGCUAAAUCUGAGGACGACGAGACGCAAACGAUCCUGAGAUUCAAGUCAGGCUUCACCUGCCACCGCCACCGCGAUCCAGACAUUCCGGAACCCAAGCCCGAAGACAAGGACAUGUGGGGAGCCCUGGUGUGGCCCAUGUGCCCUGGUGAGCCCGAUGGAGGGAUCUGCAUCAAGUUGAUUCCCUGCACCAAACGCGACAAGGCCCCGAUGGGCACCCGAUUGUUCGGCAUGCCGGGGCCCUGUGACAAGCACGCCCUCGAAGAGUGGGGUUUGCCCAUCGCCAACCGACGCCGACGCCGUUAA
This is a messenger RNA of Fonsecaea nubica, 2556 nucleotides long. RefSeq lists its product as hypothetical. The record is from RefSeq and is a predicted model, not a curated record. Lineage: Eukaryota; Fungi; Ascomycota; Eurotiomycetes; Chaetothyriales; Herpotrichiellaceae. The transcript has a single exon. Bases 1 to 2556 code for a protein of 851 amino acids.